Messenger RNA from Bicyclus anynana (squinting bush brown), 1010 nucleotides. Its product is annotated as esterase CG5412. NCBI's taxonomy places the organism in Eukaryota, Metazoa, Arthropoda, Insecta, Lepidoptera, Nymphalidae. The record is from RefSeq and is a predicted model, not a curated record. Gene Ontology annotation, cellular component: cytoplasm; nucleus. The transcript has 4 exons. Bases 212 to 937 code for a protein of 241 amino acids. Gene Ontology annotation, biological process: response to retinoic acid.
AUGCAUAUUGAGUUCAUUUGUGGUCUGUGAAAGUGACAAAGUCUUAUUUAAAAAUUGGAUUUGUAUUUCUAUGAUUUCUAUUUAUUUGUGUUCUUUAAAAUAACCUAAACUUUACUUAAUUUAAUUAAACAUAAUUUACUUACACUUACACAUACCUUUCAUCAAGAAAUGGCUCAAGUAUCCUGAAAUUCAAUCCGUAAGAAGUAUUAAAAUGUCUGAACAUAACUCUAACUCUAACCAAUCAACAAAUAACAAAGAAGAAAGGCCAAAGCUUAAGAUAUUGGCUUUCCAUGGGUAUCGGCAGAAUGGCACAGUGUUCAAGAACAAGAUUGGUUCAUUCAGGAAGGCCGUCUCUAAAUAUGCGCAGCUGACUUUCAUAUCGGCACCACACAAAGUCUACAGCGAAGACGGUGGUAGUGAUGAAGAUUCUCGCUCUUGGUGGUUCAAUGCAGAGGACAACACAUUCAGUGGCAAGUGUUUGGGAGGACCAGCCAUUGGGUUUGAGGACACCUUGCAGCUCAUAGAGAGGGUUGUGAGUGAACAUGGCCCAUUUGAGGGCUUCAUGGGGUUCUCGCAGGGUGCUUGUCUUGUUGGACUGCUGGCUGCCAUGCAGCAAAAAGGAUAUUUACCAUACACAUUCAAGUUUGCUAUUUUUGCAUCUGGGUUCAGAUCCGGGAGCUUAGUCCACAAAGCCUUCUAUGAUGAAGAUAUCAAUCUCCGAUCACUACAUGUGUAUGGUGAAAGUGAUUCUAUUAUUCCAAAAGAAAUGAGUGAGUCACUGAUCAAUUUAUUCACGAAGCCUGUGGUGGCGGAGCACUCGGGUGGGCACUAUGUGGCAUGCUCGGGCUCCAUCAAAGAUGCAUACUUGGAUUUCUUUCAUGACAGAUAUCAGGAUCUCAUUGAGGGACCUAUGAGAUCCAAUAGAAGAAAUUCAUAAUUUACAAAAGUAAUGCUUAGCUAUUGUUAAAUGAUUUGGUGUAAGACUAAAUAAAGUUAAGAGAUAUGAUUAA